Prunus mume (Japanese apricot) is the source of this 4128-nucleotide messenger RNA. RefSeq lists its product as uncharacterized. The record is from RefSeq and is a predicted model, not a curated record. Lineage: Eukaryota; Viridiplantae; Streptophyta; Magnoliopsida; Rosales; Rosaceae.
AUGGUGACAAAUUUUCCCUUCAUAAUUCAAGCUGAUUUUCUUCUUGCAUCAUCAAGGGAAACAAUUCUCCUGGACAACAAAUGGAAUAAGGGUAUUCUUGAUUGCGUGCCCACUGCAUUUGUUAAUGCAUUUAUCUCGCUUGUUAGAUCUAUUGUAGAUGCUCCUGUGUCUAGUUUGCCUCAUAUGUUCAAGUUCCUGCCUGUCCAGAGCUCUUCCUAUGAAGAAUUUAAUGUUGUCAGGGAGUCUAUAAAGGCAAAAAUUGUUGAGGAAAGCAUUGUCCCUAGUGAGCCCCACAAGGAGCAGAAGUUCUUUUACAAACCUCGUGAAGUGAGUAGGUUGAUGCCUUCUUUUUGGAAUAUUUUGAGGAAGGCGGUGGAUCAAGGGGUAAGUUUGAUUAAUCUCUCAUCUCAUGGAAGAUAUGUUCUGUCAUAUUCAUUUGACAAGGUCGAGUAUGAUCACAUACUGAGUUUCCUGGGAGUUGAACCGGUAGACAAUGAAUGGUAUGCUAAAUGCAUCCAGGGUACUUCCAAUCUUGUAACUGGGGUGUCGGAUGUUGUCUACUUGGAGCUUCUUCUGUUUAUUGCUGAUAAUUGGGGGUCCAAAUUUUGCCGCUCUAGCAUCAAGAACAUAUCCUUAAUUAAAUGUGUGGGGAAUGGAAUUAAAUCUUUGUGCAGCAUAAGUGCAAUCCAGAAUAGUCGAAGUAAAGUUUGCCUAUCCAUUAAUUCUUGUCAUGUCUCAUGGCUGAUUGAUUGGAACUGCGAGUUUAUAUCCGUUGCUAGCCUUCUUUUUAUGCCAAAAAUCACACAGGAAGCUAUCUGGUCGUGUUCUCGGAAGGAGACAUUGGUGAAAUGGCUUUCGGAUCAAGUCAAGGUCUGUUCUGUAAGCCUAUAUGAAUAUGCAGUUGAUCUCUUUGACAAGUCACUUAAUGAGAGGAAGCUUGUUAUUGCAAUUGCCCACUUUUUGUAUCAGUCAUUGUGCAAAAGUUACAUGUCAGAUCGAGAAGUUGAUAAAUUAUGCAGAAUUAUGCCUCUGGUGGAUAAGUAUGGGAGCAUCAUCAAAGAUAGGGCUGGGGUUAUUGUCCCUGCCAAUGGAAGCAAAUGGGCGGGGUUAACUGAUUCUAAUAUGUGGAGAAAAGAAGGCUAUGUUGAGUUAAGAGAAGAUUAUUUGGAUUCAGGUCGUUUUGCUGGUAACUUUACACCACAGAAGAAGCUCCUUGAGUUUCUUAAAGUUCAUGCUGGAGCUUUGGAUGUCCCUUAUAUAUCUGCCCCAAGUGAUGGUAUAUCAUCAUUAUCUGGUCAACUUACUAAGCAAAAUACAUUUUUGCUUUUGGACUGGAUUCAUCACCUCAUGUAUCAAGGUGUUCGAAUCCCACAGAAGUUCUUGACGUGCAUAAAAGAUGGGGGCUGGCUGAAAGUUACUUUGAAUGGCUCUUCUGGUGUCAGGCCACCUUCACAGUCAUUCCUACUUAAGUCAUCAUGGGGAAACAUUUUGUGGGAUGGCUCCGUUUUUGUUGAUAUCCCAUUGAUUGAUCAGAGUUAUUAUGGUGAGAGAAUUAAUAGUUACAAGGACGAGCUGAAAAAGAUUGGAGUCAGGUUUGAGUAUGCUGAAGCAUGUGAAUAUAUGGGGAAGCAUCUAAUGUCUCUUGCUUCGUCUUCCACUCUAACCCGAGACAAUGUACUUUCUGUGCUACGUUUCAUCAAGUUUUUAAGAGACAAGUAUCUUUCCCCAGACGAUUUUAUCUGCAGUAUUAAAGAAGGCCAGUGGCUUAAAACAUCCCUUGGCUUCAGGUCUCCGGUAGGAUCAGUCUUGUCUGAUAAAGAGUGGGAAAUUGCAUCAAAAGUAAGUGACAUUCCCUUUAUCAAUAAAGCAUUCUAUGGUGGUGAAAUAUGUAAAUUCAAAACAGAACUUGAGUUGCUUGGUGUGGUUGUCUCCAUCAGCAAAAGUUACCAGCUUAUAAUUGACAACCUGAAAUCACCUUCUCGCUUAACUUCUCUGCCAGCUGAGGCUGUUCUAUUGAUGCUUGAAUGUAUGCAGCUUUCCAGUUCAUCUGAGAAACUUGUCAGAGCAUUGAAAGAAAUUAAGUGCCUGAAGACAACAGUUGGUUACAAGUCUCCAAAGGAAUGUCUCCUGCCCCAACUUGAAUGGGGCUGCAUUCUGCAGGUAUUCAGUGGUCUCCCAUUGAUUGAUCACAAUUUCUAUGGAAAAGGAAUAUAUUCCUACAGAAAUGAGUUGAAGAAAACAGGGGUGGUUGUUGAUUUUGAUGAGGCUGCAAAAGUAUUUGCUCUCUAUUUCAGGCAGUAUGCAUCAUCGGCUUCCAUCACCAAAGAAAAUGUUGCAUCUUUUCUGUCCUGUUACAGAACGCUGAAGGGAACUCCAUUUAAAUUAUCUGCAGAUCUUAAGAGCUGCAUUCGCGAGGUAAAGUGGUUGCGUACUCGCCUUGGUGAUUAUAGAUCUCCAAAAGAGUGCAUUCUGUUUUGUUCUGAUUGGGAAUCUAUCUCUCCCAUAUGCCUUCUCCCUUUUAUUGACGAUUCUGACACUUGUUAUGGCAAGAAAAUUCAUGAAUAUAAGCAAGAGCUGAAGAGCUUGGGGGUUGUUGUGGAAUUCAAGGAUGGGGUCAAGUUUGUGCCUUCUUGUCUUUAUCUUCCCCAGAAUCCGAGCUGCAUUUCUCGAGAAAAUGCACUUGCUUUGCUGGACUGCAUACAUAUUUUAUUGGAGGAGAAAGAUUACUCCUUUCCUGAUGUGUUCACGAAGAAAGUUUCUCAGGCAUGGCUGAAGGCUCACGAUGGUUACAAGCCUCCAAGCAAGUGCUUGUUGUUUGAUUCCGAGUUUGGUAAGUAUCUAAGGCAGACUGAUGGACCUUUCAUUGAUGAAGAGUUUUAUGGUUCUAAAAUUACAACAUACAGAAAAGAGCUCUCUGCAAUAUGGGUGAUUGUUGAAGUUGACAAAGGAUGUCCUUUGAUUGCCAGCCAGCUUGCUCUUCAUGAUGAAUUGUCCACUUUUGUUCGAGUAUAUAGUUACUUGAGUGAGUUUAAGUGGGAGCCGGAUAGCAAGGCUGACAAAAGGAUCUGGUUUCCAAAGGGAAAUCAGAAUGGAGAGUGGGUUAAUCCAGAAGAGUGUGUUAUAUAUGACAAGGAUGAGCUGUUUGGCUUGCAGUUGACUGUUCUGGAGAAAUACUUUGAGCAUAACCUAUUGGUGUUCUUCUCCCGUGCUUAUGGGGUAAAGUCCUGUCCUUCAAUUGAAGACUACUGCAGGCUGUGGAAGGUGUGGGAAAAUUUUGAAAGUGGAUUGUUGCAUGAUCAAUGUUGCAAAUUCUGGGGGUAUGUUUCAAAGCACUGGAAUUCAAAAACGGAGAAAACUCUUGCUGAGGCUUUGGUGAAAGUACCUGUUAAUUCAGGCUCCGCUGGAAUCUUGUUGUGCAACAAGGAAGAUGUUUUCAUUGCUGAUGACCUUCAGCUGCAGUAUCUUUUUGAACAGUCUUCUCACCAUGUUUUUGUUUGGUACCCUCAGCCUAGCCUGGCUUCCUUGCCUAGGACUAAGUUGCUUGAAAUUUACAGGGAAAUUGGUGUUCGUACUAUCUCUGAAUCAGUGCAGAAGGAAGAACUAUUCCUAGCAAAUGAUGUUGAACUACAGUUAAUUCCAACAGAGAAAUUGAUCGGGAAAGCGCUGCUCAGGCUGAUACUUGGUUUUCUAGCUUGUCCUCCCAUUAAAAUGGAAGCAGAGAAAAGGCAAAAAGCUGUCCGAGGUCUUGCCAAUGUUGCUGUUGUGGAGACAUCUGAACCAAUCACUGUAAGCUAUGAUCUACCAUUAUCUUCUGGGAAAAUUUUGAAUGUGAGAGGUAGCCGAAAGGUACGAUGGGAUAGAGAAGAUUCCAAAAUUUUCACCGAGAAGAUGGACAGAUCUGGAGGAUAUAGGAGCAUCAUUGAGUUUGCUACAUAUUUCUCUGAAGCAAUUUCUGAGUUUGUACUGUGGGAGAUCCCUGAUCAUAUACAUGCACUUUCUGAGCUGAUCAAGUUGGCCUUUGUGCUAAACCUUGAUGAGGAAGCAGUUACUUUCUUGAUGAAGUCCAAGAAUUUGCAGAUCUUCGUGGAGGAUGAGGAGUUUCUGAAUUCAGCCUACCAUUCUGAGUAG